CAACAACAACAACAACAACAACAACAACAACAACGUCAUCAAGUGCAGCCUAGACAACCAUUGUCAACCAUUAACUGCUCUCAUGUUGAGAGAAAAAGACCGUACGAACCUUUAAACAGUUCGGCAUACAACUCAGCCAAGGCAAAGAGGACGUUGUCGUUGCCCUCCUACUCACAUAUUCAAAACAUACAGCAAGCUGAUCGUGCCAAUACAGCCACUAGGUAUAAUAGAGAAAACGUUGAAAAUAGAUUCAAGCUGGCGCCGUUCUUUCAGGAAAAGGCAGUUUAUGAUAGUGGGAAAAAGAGACCAAAAUAUUCUUCUGCAACUACUCCUUUGUCUCAAAGCAAACCUAGCUCAACUCCAUCUCAGUUGAUCACUCAGAGAGCUGUCCGUACCAGGUCCAUGUUCACAAACACACCCAUUAUGGUUUCUUCGCCAAUCAACGAAGAAGAGUACUCGUCAGAUGACCCUGAAUACAAAGCCAAUCAUGAUAACGAUGAUAGUAUCGAGGAAGGUGAAGAAGAAGAAGGGGGGGAGGAGGAGGAGGAAGAAGAAGAUGAUGAUGAGGAUUACAAUGCUACUUCGCCGUACACGCCUCAACAACCGCCAUAUGUGAGCAAAGAAACCCCACCAGAAUUACCCGAGGAUUUGGACAGCAAGCGCACUCAUACAAUAACUAGUGCAAAAUUACCCAAAAAUCAUGGAUUGGUCUGCAUAAACUCUUGCUGCCAAACGCAGUCGUCAAUUGCAUGGAAAUACUUUGAAACUGAGUACAAGCCGCAUUUUUCAGCUCUUAUACGAGCUACAGAGUUUGACAAGAAACAUUAUGAAGGUAUGCUUGGUCCUUUAUGUAAUGCGUGCUUUCUUUUUUACAAAAAUAAAGGUUUUAUGAGACCUGAGCAUGUUGUGAGGAAAUACAAUCAACAACAGCGAUACACGCAAAAGUUGAAAAUGAAGAACUCCAAGGAGGACGAUACCGAUAAUGCCAAGCAGUCGUCGUUGUCGUUGUCGUCUACGUCACUCAAUGAUGUUGCUAAUAAAAGAGCGUUCCAUUCUUCGCCUAAAACUUUCCCAACUCCAUCGCAUACGCCGUCCGCAAUUAAUCAAGUGAUACAAAAUAAGUACCACAGUGGUCAAAAUUAUAAUCAACAGCAGCAACAGCAGCAACAGCAGCAACAGCAGCAACAGCAGCAACAGCAGCAGUACAGUCAUCAUUUCAAUCCGUUACCAUCGGGGCAAACACCCGACUAUCAUGAUCUACUACAUCAACUCAAUGUGUAUGGUGGUCCAUCUACAGAUAUCGAUCCAUUACCUGGUGCCACGCCGCCAAUGCUCGCGACAAAGUCCAAUACUAGGAUUAUAAAUGUUGCAGAUACUGAUGCCAAGCGUGCGGCCAGACAAAACACGACAAUUAUUGGUUACUGCGAGGGGGAAGAUAAGGAAAAUUGUCCACCACAAGAGCCAGUGACGAAUAAAGAAAUAGCUGAAUUUGACGCCAUGUUACAAUCUAUUCACGACGAUUCAAACUCAACGUGGAUGAAUUUCUUCACUGAUCCCGUGAGAAAAGAUGGGAAUAGUCCCAAUUCCAAAACUCCAGUUGACCAAAACCCAAUAACACAAAUGAAGAAAUCAUCAUUCACCAACUCUCCUUCACAUGCAUCGCACAAACAACUGUCAAUGACAAACAUGCCUAGUUCGCCCUACCUUUCAGCUCAGUCGCAGAAUGACAACAAUCAGAAUGAACUAGAUGAUGUGUUGGGUAAUGCAACAGUAUUCAAGCAGGGAGACGAUGCAGUAUCAGAAAGAGCACGAGAAGUAGGAGGAGGAUCCUCACCGCAACAUGCCAGUAGAACAGAUACUGCGAACCUGUUGAUGAAUUGGCAGCACAACACGACUACUAACUCGGUGUUGAAAGAUUUGGGAUCUACACCCAAUACGGAUUUUUAUUCGACUGCCGAUCAUGAAGAAGACAAGUUUGAUGGAAGUAGGAGUCUUGAUUUGAGUGCCGAAAAUGUACAUACUAGUUGA
Molecule: messenger RNA, 2028 nt
Organism: Lodderomyces theae
Lineage: Eukaryota; Fungi; Ascomycota; Pichiomycetes; Serinales; Debaryomycetaceae
Exons: 1
Biological process (GO): rDNA heterochromatin formation; regulation of transcription by RNA polymerase II; silent mating-type cassette heterochromatin formation
Molecular function (GO): sequence-specific DNA binding; zinc ion binding
Source: RefSeq, a predicted model, not a curated record